Molecule: messenger RNA, 3224 nt
Organism: Carassius auratus (goldfish)
Lineage: Eukaryota; Metazoa; Chordata; Actinopteri; Cypriniformes; Cyprinidae
Product: rho GTPase-activating protein 22-like
Exons: 10
Coding region: 459-2351 (630 amino acids)
Biological process (GO): activation of GTPase activity; signal transduction
Cellular component (GO): focal adhesion
Molecular function (GO): GTPase activator activity
Source: RefSeq, a predicted model, not a curated record
CAAUGUCAUUUUUUACAGAGUGGCCAGCUUCAGUAGUGCACACCUCUGAUGGAGAUAUGUGUGUGUACAAGAGACAGACAGGGUGAGACAUCUCCAGAGACGGAGGAGUGCAAGAACACAUGCCUCAGACCAAUUAAGAGAUGGGCGCUGUACUCUCUAGGACAGCCUGCUGUAACCAUACACACACUGCUCAAUGUAGAGGAGCGAUGAUGAAUAAUGCAUCAUCGCCCGGUGGAUGUGGACCAGUGUGUGUGUGUGUGUGUGUGAGUAAGAACUGGAGAGCGAGCAUGUGUGUGUGAGGAAUCCCUCCCCCAGCCCCCAACCAGUCUGCAACAUGAAGCCAGCGAGCGAGCGGAGAAGAGAGGAGAGAGCGAGGAGGACAGGAGCAGGAGGGAGAAUGUACCGAGAGAAGAUCUGACGAGGAGGAACAUGACGAGCGUAGGAAGCGCAGCCCAUCGAUGGCAGCCAUGCUGAGUCCAAAGAUCAGACAGACCAGGAGAGCCAGGUCCAAGAGCAUGGUGAUGGGAGAAGCAUCACGUGGCUCACCGAGUCUCCAGGAGGGAGUGCUAAAGGCCGGCUGGCUGAAGAAGCAGAGGAGCAUUAUGAAGAACUGGCAGCUGCGCUGGUUUGUGCUGCGUGCUGACCACCUCUACUUCUACAAGGAUGAAGAGGAGACCAAACCACAGGGCUGCAUCUCACUGAAGGGCAGCCAGGUGAAUGAACUGACAGCCAACACAGAAGAACCCGGCCGACAGCUUUUUGAGAUUGUGCCAGCUGGUGAGAAAGACAAGGCUGCGAUGAGCCAUGAGUCUUUUCUUCUCAUGGCCAACUCCCAGAGUGACAUGGACGACUGGGUGAAGGCCAUCAGACGGGUCAUUUGGGCUCCUUUAGGAGGAGGCAUAUUUGGCCAGCGUUUGGAGGACACUGUACAAUAUGAGAGUAAGUUUGGUCCUCGUCUCGCCCCUCUCGUGGUGGAGCAGUGUGUGGAUUUCAUCAGGGAACAGGGUCUCGAUGAAGAAGGUUUGUUCCGGAUGCCAGGACAAGCCAACCUGGUGAAGGAGCUUCAGGAGGCGUUUGACUGUGGAGAUAAACCUCAGUUUGACAGUGACACGGAUGUGCACACCGUGGCUUCCCUGCUGAAGCUGUAUCUCAGGGAGCUUCCCGAACCCGUCGUUCCCUUCUGCAAGUACGAGGACUUCCUCACGUGUGCUCAGAUCCUGGCCAGAGACGAGGACGAGGGAAUACAAGAAUUAGGGAAGCUAGUGACGACCCUUCCAGCUGCCAAUUACAACCUUCUGAAAUAUAUAUGCAAAUUUCUGGAUGAGGUGCAGUCUCACGAAAAUGAAAAUAAAAUGGGUGUGCAGAACCUGGCCACCGUGUUUGGACCAAAUAUCCUCCGUCCCAACAUGGAGGAUCCAGUAGCUAUCAUGGAAGGCACCUCCCUUGUUCAGCAUCUCAUGACGCUGCUCAUCAGUAAUCACGAGCACCUGUACACUGAGAAACCCUCAGAAACAUCACAGAACCAGACGGAGCUGGAGGACCAAAGCCAGCAACUUCUGCAGUCCGACCUGGUGGACGUGAUCUCUGAGGAGGAUCUCCACACCUCGUCUCAGGGGAAGGGAGAGACAGCCGUCAGCCCUAGUAAGCAGGCCAAGACGCUUCCAGGAUGGAAGCACACCUUCAGAGGCUCCGCGGUGGACGGUGGGAACUGGUUAAUGAACGGUCUGUCCUCACUGAGGGGACACCGCCGAACCUCAGCUGGGGAACGCUCCAGGGACUCGGGCUCCUCUCAGAGACUGUCUACUUACGACAACAUCACGUCUUCAUCGAGUCUGAGUGUGGACAGCACGCCGUGGUCCAGCUCGUCCUGUGAGAUCUCCGUCACAGACUCGAGCGAGCCGCUGGGGACAGAAGACAGACGGAGCGAGGAGGAGGUGAAGCCUGAGGAACAUCAGGAGGAUGCUGAGGAGAAGCGUGCGAGCGGAUUGUUCUGUAUCACACCGGUCAUUAGAGUCGUGGAGGAAGACGGAGAUGCAGAAGAAAGCCCUUCGUCUCUGCUCGGCGUCGUGACAGAACUGAAAGAAGAGCUGAGGAAGCAGAAACAGACUUAUGAAUCUAGAAUUGAAAAGCUGCAAGAGUCGAGUUCAGCUCUGUGUGCACAGAUGGAGAGACUCGAGCAGGAGAUGGAACAGGAGAGAAAAAGAAAAGGAAUGCUUGAGAUCAAGCUGAGAAACUCUGAGCGUGCUCGUGAGGACGCAGAGAGCCGCAAUCGCCUCCUGGAGAAGGAGAUGGAAGAAUUCUUCUCCACGCUGGGGGAUCUGGCUCUUGGAAGCCGGACAAGUGACAUUUAACGCAAAAAAUAAACACACCCAAAGACACGAGGACCAGAGCACUCCGGCUUCUCCGUAAUCAUGUGGACAAUUUAAUGUUUGCAGAAUAUUGUGUUCAUCAAAUCAUUUAAAAGGCCUUCCACUAUCACACUUAAUCUAAACUGGUUACUUUUCCCAUCGUUUCAGCAGUGAAGCGUUUACUAAAGCCAUUUUACUCUUGACAUUUUAAAAGCGAUUUCUUUCCGGAAGCUUUAGGUGACACAGAAACAAAUGGAACGUCUGAAUCCUGUCCUGAAAUCAGUUCAGAGGAAUCUUUUGCAUGUUCAGGGAUCCCAAUGAUAAUAAUGACGAUUAGAGCAGAGUCAUUGGCUUUUGUUUUUAUCAGCUGUUUGGACUCUCAUUCUGACGGCACCCAUUCACUGCAGAGCAUCCAUUGAUGAGACACUGAUGCAGUGCUACAUUUCUACAAACCUGAUGAAGAAACAAUUCAAGACUGUCAGUGACCGUUAGUGCCACUUUCAUAAAAAAAAAAAAAAAAAAGGAUUAAAUGUGACUUUUAUCAUUUUAUCUGAUUUUAUAUGUAUUUUACACAGGUGAUGUGUGUAGGAAGGCUGGAAACAUGUGGAUGUGAGUGGUCAAAUACUGUCAUAGCUUUAGACUCAUUUUCUGACCGCAGUGGGUUUUAUUCUACAUCAGCCUAAUGGUUCCCUCUCCAGGCUGCUAACAUGAUGAUUCAGGUUCAAUCUCAAGAAGAAGAGACCCAGAAACUGGACAUCACCGCUGUGCCCUCGAGCAAACUGCUUUCUGCUGCUCAACACGUUUAGUCAUCAAUCCACUUGGAUAUUAUUUGGAUUUCUCUAGAACAGCUUUUACAAAGGACUUCAGUGCAUAUGU